Amoebophrya sp. A120 is the source of this 1310-nucleotide messenger RNA. Lineage: Eukaryota; Dinophyceae; Syndiniales; Amoebophryaceae. The record is from the annotation of a GenBank genome assembly.
AAAAAAUAUAAAUUGGGUAUCAAGGCUUUGCUGCAGUAUCCUCUUCGACUGUGAGUCGCGACCUAAAGUCACUCUUUUCUCAAAUUUCUCCUCAAUUUCACUAAGCACGAGAAGUGACCGAUUACGCUUCGAACUAAGUACUUGCUUGCAACCAGAACCAAAAGAUCACAAGAAGAUGAGCACCCUGGGCUGCUUCGAGUUUCUUGUCGGCGCUGGUGUGGGCACUAGUAUUGGAGUCUACAAGUCGGAGCAGCUGAAGCCGGUGUACGACCAGGCCUACGAGAAGGCCAAGGUAAGACACUGAUGAAUAUGUAGGAAUCUUCAUUUGCGCUUUCUGUUUAGCACCUGUCUGUGAAAGUGUACAACUUCGUGUGCAUGAAUGAGUCAUUUGUGCAAGCAAAACGAAUACAGAGUGAAAGCUGCAACAUGUAUUCUCACAGGAGUACUUCGCCUUGGCGAAGGAAAAGUUCGCUGAGUUUCGGGAGGCACAGAAGGUCGAUGUGAGUCUGUACAAGGAGCAGGCGACGGAAUGAGGUUGCAUCAUUAUUGGAGAAAGACGCAGCUGGGCCCAUGUCCUGCGCAUCGCGGCUUACCUCCUACGUCGUAUGGCUCACGAAAUAUACCUUCCGAAUCACGAUUCUCGAGAACGCCGGCCGAAGCGGUUUUUCGAUGAAAGCCCAUAGGCUUUCCUCUCAAAUAGUCUUUGCCGCCGGCUAGCUUACCAAUCAGGUAGUGGUAGUUUGAGAGCAUGUCGCGAUUGCGACUAUGCAUUUUCAAUUGCGCGAGGUAGACGUGAUUUUCCAGUACUAAGUAAAAUGUAUCUGUAUUCAGACUCUAGGGGCAAUCGUGUGGGGCGCUCGCAUUCUUGAUGUGCUUGUAUGUUGCUGAUUGUCGCAAUCGGAAUAGGACUACUACAUGUGAGAAGCAAUGUCUUCUGGCUAGUAGUGCAGCUAGCGUCGUCCUUCUGAAAGUACUGUGGUACUUCGGAUGCUGCGAUGCGAAAUAUGAAUGGAGAACUUGGUCAUACCUUCUACAACAUCUUUUGAAAUAAACGCAAAACCUAAGUUCUUGAAAUUCAUUUUAGCGGAGGUUCUCUCCUUUGCUUUUCGGGAGAGAAGAGAAAAACAUUUCAAAAGCAAUCAGCAGGCCGCGAUUCUGUUCGCGGAAUUGUGAUUGUCUUUCUUCUUCCUCUGAUUCAAUGGUACGAUAAUGACAAUAGACAACAAAGCGUACAAACAGCCGACAUUGUGAUAGCACUCCGCUAAAGAUCUUUUUUGCAGUGUCUUGCGCGGGCAGUUGGAGUGCGUAAU